This is a messenger RNA of Panicum virgatum (switchgrass), 1271 nucleotides long. RefSeq names its product CASP-like protein 4A1. The record is from RefSeq and is a predicted model, not a curated record. The coding region runs from base 10 to 960 and encodes 316 amino acids. The transcript has a single exon. Lineage: Eukaryota; Viridiplantae; Streptophyta; Magnoliopsida; Poales; Poaceae. Gene Ontology annotation, molecular function: DNA binding; DNA-binding transcription factor activity. Gene Ontology annotation, biological process: regulation of DNA-templated transcription.
AAAUCCUCAAUGCUUGUUGUAGAGGCAGCUCAAUGGUUGCAACGAGGCACGGCGUACGCGAGGAGUACGUACGUGCAGGAACGCCGACCGCGGCCAAAAGAGGCGCCACGGCGCAAAUCAUGGUGUCCACAGCGCGCGCGCGCACCCGAGCACUGGCCCAGAUGCUAUAUAUACCCAUGGCCAGAGGUCCUACUGGAUGGCCGAUGCGUCCUCCUCCUGCGUCUUCUUCAGGAUCGAACCGCAUCUCGCUCGAAAACCAGCCGGCCAGGCAGCCAUCCACACGCCUCGCGCGGCAUGCUGCCUCACGCCGAGGUGCCGGCCAGUAAGGCCGCGGCCGCGGGCAUCAAGCUGUUCGGCAAGGUCAUCACCACGCAGCAGCAGCAGCACGCUGGAGCCGCCGGCGCCGCCGCGGGGAGCGCGCCGCCGCCGAGGCUGCUGCAGCAGGCGGCGGCGUCGGGGCGCGGGGGCGCCGACCUGCUGGAGGAGGCCGCGCGGGCGCGCGCCGCGGCGGCCGAGGCGCGGCUGCCGUGCCCGCGGUGCCGGAGCCGGGACACCAAGUUCUGCUACUUCAACAACUACAACGUCAACCAGCCGCGCCACUUCUGCCGGGCCUGCCACCGCUACUGGACGGCCGGCGGCGCCAUCCGCAACGUGCCCGUCGGCUCCGGCCGCCGCAAGAACCGCCCGGUGCUGCCGCCGCCGCCGCCGCCGCCCCCGCCCCCGCCCCCGGCGCCGCACGCAGGCGACGCCACGCCCACCAGCGCCGACCACGCGGUCUCGGAAUCCGGGUCUCCUCCUGUGUUCACGACCGCCUCUGGCGUCCCCUACCGCGGCUCGCCCUUCCACCUCGCGCCUUCGCCGGCCUGCACCGCCGCCGGCCUCCCGGAGACGGCGGGGCAGUACUGGUGGCUCGUGGCGCGUGCCGCGGCGCGUGCGGUUGCGCCGGACCGCGCCUUCUGAUCCGAGGAAAACGGCGCGUCCUUUUUUUUUGGCGACGGCUCGCUCCUUUCACGGAUCGGGAAGGAACGAGCCUGGCCGGUUGCGCGGGUGAAUAGGGUAGGGGUUUGACCCGGUGAGGACGCUCGCCGAGUGCUGGAGGAGGCAGGAGAGGCUUUUUAGGUGUAACCGUGUGGUCUUUGCACAGGAAUCGAGGUGUCUGUUCUGAUUCUUUUCUUUUGACUUUGCAUCGAGCUUGUGGUGAAAGCUGUUCUGACCCUUACGCCCUGUGUUUAGAUUUUUACCCGUAAACCCGUAAAUAAAAAAACCCGUCA